Messenger RNA from Leptinotarsa decemlineata (Colorado potato beetle), 341 nucleotides. RefSeq lists its product as uncharacterized. The record is from RefSeq and is a predicted model, not a curated record. NCBI's taxonomy places the organism in Eukaryota, Metazoa, Arthropoda, Insecta, Coleoptera, Chrysomelidae.
CGUGCUGGUGAAGAAAUUGGAGAAUGUAUCGAACAAAUCGAACUUGGAUCCGAAACAUUCUGCUCUCUGCUCAGAAAGAAUGGACAAAAAUGCACUAAACCAGGAGUAGAAGCAAUCGCUAGCUGUUUGCCAGAAGAAUCCAAAGAACUUCCAGCUAUGCUGUCAAAAAUUAUUUGGGUUGUUAUAGACCAGGCAUGCAAUUCCACAGUGGAAGAAAUAUUGGAACUGUUCAAUCCUUGUGUGAUGAAUAAAGAAGCUAACAAAUCGCCAGAAUGUACUGCAGUUAAGGACACUAUCGUCAGUCACAAGGAUCAACUGCCUUCAAAAAGUCUCAUAUGUUC